This is a messenger RNA of Penicillium subrubescens, 1677 nucleotides long. RefSeq names its product nitrogen permease regulating protein NPR2. Gene Ontology annotation, biological process: negative regulation of TORC1 signaling; positive regulation of autophagy. Gene Ontology annotation, molecular function: GTPase activator activity. The record is from RefSeq and is a predicted model, not a curated record. The transcript has 4 exons. The coding region runs from base 1 to 1677 and encodes 558 amino acids. Gene Ontology annotation, cellular component: GATOR1 complex; vacuolar membrane. Lineage: Eukaryota; Fungi; Ascomycota; Eurotiomycetes; Eurotiales; Aspergillaceae.
AUGAUCAAGGCAAUCUUCUACAGCAAAUUCGACACCCAGGAGGGCCCCAAGGUUGUCCAUCAAGUCCCCGACGGUGCCAUCGUCCCCUCAUCCACCGCGCCCGCGCAACCCCUCUUCCUGACCUUCUCCGACGUCUCGUUCUUCGUGAUCCCCCGCCAGGAGCUCUGUGGCAACCUGCUGCAGGUUUGCACAAAUGGCUACCGUAUCCUAGGCUAUCCGAUUUGCAUGAAAUCAGACCGCUAUUCUCGCAAUGAGUUCAUAUUCAAUUUCUGCAUUGUCCUGGCCGAAGAGGAGGACUUCAGCCAGUAUAAGAGCGUGGUACAGAAGCUAGCAGACUUGAUGCAUGCAUUGGAGGAGCAGAAUGGGUUCCUGUCAAGAGACUUUUCCAAGACUGGCGAGGGGAAGGUGUAUAGUCUUUGUGAGAUGUUGAUGGAAGAUUUGAACAAUUAUUGCGAGUGCAUGAUUCCGAUAGAUGAGCUCAAUACUCUGAACAUCAAAUUGUUCCCCAUAUAUCCCUCACCACCGCCAGUCAAGGCGUGGCAGGUACCUUUAUUCACAGUGCGGUACCAGGCUUUCAUGGACGAGAAUUGGGAUCUGUCCCUACAGCGGAUUGUUCCACAUAUCAAUGGUGUCAACAGCGUCCGGAUCAUCUCCAUCCUUGCAGAUACCGACUUUUCCCUCACAUGCCGAGCAAUCCGACAUUUACUAUACUAUGGUUGUUUGUUUCUCUUGGAUAUCUUCUCAUUUUCAGCCAUCUACGCACCAACAGCACAAUUCAGCCUCACCAUUGGCUCAGACGAAGCCAUGCAGCUCGAAUGCGCACGCUACGUGAAUACACGAUUCGCACCACACCGGCCGAUCGGCCCUCAUACACCUCUCCCGCCCCAGAUAGUACCGGUAGCAGCAGCAACCAGUGGCGGCAGUACAGGUGGUGCCGGACCACUAUCAAGCCCGCUUACUGAUCCUGCUCCAAGUCUAUCCCGCGACGAGUCCCGCUUCGACGCAGAAGAGAUAUGGCCCUUGCUGGGCGAUCCAGAAGACGUACCACACAGUGGCCGCAAAGUCCCCGACAUACCCGAGAACAACAGCAUCCCUGCCGGCCAGGGGCCUCGAGUAGUGGAUGGUGUAGGCAUCGUCGAACUCUACGCAGCCCUGAAACAGGGCCAGAGUGUGAAACAGUGGUACUCCCAGCACAACCGCGAGCUUGCCAACAUCGAUAUUCGUCGCUUCAUUACCUUCGGUGUAAUUAAGGGCUUCCUCUACCGUGUCCACAAAUACGCCUGCGCAACCGGUCAGCCAGCGCCGACCCCGCGCUCAUCAUCUGUGGCCCCCAUAACUGCAUCGGCAGGGCCGUCCUCUCGUGCCACGACUGGGAAUAAUACUCCUUACGCGGCAUCUAGCGUCGGCGAGGACGCUCCUAUUCACGCCCGUCGGGAUGGCAGUCGUGAGCGUGCCGCAUCCUUUCAUAGUGGAAGCCGCGGUGGUAUUGGGUCAGGCAGUGCACCCUCGGGGGUGUUUGAAGACGAGGAGGACGAGAUUGAUGAUCGGACGCUGUCAAAGUUUCUGGACGGCACGCACAGCUUCGACCAGAUUUGUACAGAACUGGAGAUUAGCGAGCGCGAACUGACGGUUCGAUUGAAGAGGUACCCCGGGGAGGUGUUAAUCCUCCAUCGGUGA